This is a messenger RNA of Sarcophilus harrisii (Tasmanian devil), 1395 nucleotides long. Its product is annotated as aldo-keto reductase family 1 member B1. The transcript has 10 exons. The record is from RefSeq and is a predicted model, not a curated record. Gene Ontology annotation, molecular function: aldose reductase (NADPH) activity. Gene Ontology annotation, cellular component: cytosol. Bases 94 to 1053 code for a protein of 319 amino acids. NCBI's taxonomy places the organism in Eukaryota, Metazoa, Chordata, Mammalia, Dasyuromorphia, Dasyuridae.
AUUUAAGGGCGACGGGACCGCACGUCGCCGAGUGGCCUGGUGCUGGGCAGCGCUCGUGGUCUUUCGCCGAGGCCCCUCGCAGCAGAGCCGGACAUGAUGGCCACCUUCCUCGUGCUGAGGAACAAGGCGAAGAUGCCCAUCCUGGGCCUGGGCACGUGGAAGGUAAAUUCCCCUCCAGGCAAAGUGACUGAUGCUGUGAAGACUGCAAUCGAUGUUGGAUACCGCCAUAUUGACUGUGCUCACGUCUACCAGAAUGAGACUGAAGUGGGCGAGGCCAUCCAAGAGAAGAUCAAGGCGAACGUUGUCAAGCGGGAAGACCUCUUCAUCGUCAGCAAGCUUUGGUGCACAUACCAUGAGAAAAGCUUGGUUAAGUCCGCUUGCCAGAAAACUCUGAGUGACUUGAAGCUGGAUUACUUGGAUCUGUAUCUUAUUCACUGGCCUACAGGAUUUAAGGCUGGGCAGGAUCUUUUCCCAUUAGAUGACAAAGGCAAUGUGGUUCCCAGUGAUACAAGCUUUGUGGACACAUGGACGGCCAUGGAAGAGUUGGUGGACAUAGGACUGGUGAAAGCCAUUGGAGUCUCCAACUUCAACCACCUCCAGAUUGAGCAGCUUUUGAGCAAGCCGGGGCUGAAGCAUGAGCCGGCAGUUAACCAGAUUGAGUGCCAUCCCUAUCUGACCCAGGAGAAGUUGAUUGAAUAUUGCCAGUCCAAGGGCAUUGUGGUGACAGCCUACAGUCCCCUGGGCUCUCCUGAUCGGCCAUGGGCCAAACCAGAGGAUCCUUCUCUCUUGAAUGACCCCAGGAUCCAGGCCAUUGCAGAAAAGCACCAAAAAACUGCAGCACAGGUUCUGAUCAGGUUCCACAUCCAGAGAAAAGUGAUUGUGAUCCCCAAGUCAGUCACCCCAUCACGGAUUUCUGAGAACUUUCAGGUAUUCGAUUUUAACUUGACUGAUGAGGAGAUGUCCACGAUCCUCAGCUUCAACCGUGACUUUAGAGUCUGUUCCUUGGUCAAUGCUGCUUCUCACAAGGAUUAUCCCUUCAACAUCCCCUAUUAAAUUCUGGCUGGCUGCUGUCCAGGGUUCGGAUGAUGGUCUCCUGAGACUUCUAGCUUAUCUGAUGAGUAUAUUGUUCUUCUGCAUUGCGUUGGUCAGUCCUGCUCCCAAGACCUGGAUCACCCUGAAUAUCACUGUGAGACCUCAGCUGGAUCCAAUGAACUCCUGGUUUUCUGGACCCUCUCCCUGCCUAACUGGGAGGAAUACAGUGUGACUUCCCCCUCCCCAGAUGGGCCUACAGACAAGAAUUAUUCCACCAACAGUUUUCUUCCUUUUAGUAACAAAUAGAUUUCAUCUGUUUGAAGUUAUAAACCCUAACUUCUUGCUUUAAAUAAAAAAAAAAAA